Messenger RNA from Schistosoma bovis, 2448 nucleotides. NCBI's taxonomy places the organism in Eukaryota, Metazoa, Platyhelminthes, Trematoda, Strigeidida, Schistosomatidae. The record is from the annotation of a GenBank genome assembly.
GAAAUCAGAAACGCGCCGUAUACGGUAGUGCCGCUACUAGUCCAUGUGCUUCAACCGUGAUUUGACUAGACAUUAUUAAAGAAUUAUGGGUCGUCGUAGACCGACAUUACAAUGCAGACAGCAUAUUAAACCUGAAAUGAAACAAAAUGAGUUGUUCGAAAAGUAUUAUAAAAGUCUGGGAAUCGUUCCUGAGGAUGAAUGGGCAGAUUUCAUCAGCUAUUUGAAAAGAGAUCUGCCUAUCACAUUUCGGGUAACAGGAUUUCGAGAUCAAAACAAGGAAUUAUUACGACUUAUCAAACAAAAGUAUCGGAAAGAUAUAUCUGAGAUGCAACAUUAUAUGUGUGAUGAAAAAGAUCAGACUAAUGGUACUUUUGAAUCAUUACCUUGGUAUCCGAAUGAAAUGGCGUGGCAACUGAGUGUCAGUAAAUAUGCGGUUCGCAAAACAGAGGAACUCCGGACGUUGCAUCAAUUUCUGGUGUCUGAAACAGAGUCAGGUAACAUCAGUCGUCAAGAGGCUGUGAGUAUGCUACCUCCGCUUCUUUUAGAUGUGCGCUCACACCAUACAAUCCUUGAUUUAUGUGCUGCACCUGGGUCCAAAUCUGCACAACUCGUUGAAUUGCUACAUUCUGAUGCAGAAGCAAUUCAAUCGAGAAUUGGUGUUGAAAAUGCGCCAAAGUAUGUUGAACCUACAGGAAUGGUUAUUGCGAAUGAUUUUGAUCAGAAAAGAUGUUAUAUGAUGGUUCAUCAAGUGAAACGUUUACAAAGCCCUUGUGUUGUGAUAACUCAAGAGGACGCUACAUGCUUCCCACGUCUGUAUAUAACUCUAUCACCAGAUGAAAAGACUAGUCAGAAAGAUUUGCGCCAACUAAUGUUCGAUCGUGUUUUAGCAGAUGUACCAUGCAGUGGAGAUGGAACGCUUCGCAAAAAUCCUGACCUUUGGUUACGAUGGUCGCCUAAUCUGGGUAUUGGUGAACAUCCUUUACAAUGUAGAAUCCUAAAGAGGGGUUUGGAGCUUUUGCGCGACCCAGUUGGAGAUUCUACAAGCUAUCCUCGACUAGUUUACUCUACUUGUAGCUUUAAUCCUGUCGAAAAUGAGGCUGUUGUGGCCUCAGUGCUACACGCGUGUCAGGGAGCUGUUCGGUUAAUCGAACCGGAUCUUUUGGAACGAAUAUUACCAGAUUCUUUUGAAAACAAGGAUUCAAGUAGACGAAAAUUUAAAUUCAGACCAGGUUUAAGCGAUUGGCGUAUCAUGGACAAAAAAGGAGUUUGGUUUACGUCAUAUGACGAAGUCCCCACAGGCCAGCGGAAUUACAUAUGCCCUUCCUUAUUUCCUCCAUCUAAUGUAUCAGAUCUACAUUUGGAACAUUGUAAACGUGUUUUACCUCAUGAUCAAAACACUGGUGGGUUUUUCAUUGCUGUUCUAGAGAAAAUUGCACCAUUACCUUGGAUGAAUGCUACAAAGCGAGAGGUUUCUGUAAGUAGUAGUCAAAUCAACCAACCAGACAAACAGCUUGAACCAAAAGAUGAUUCAGGACCUCCAUGUGUUGCUAAAAAAUCACGUAUCUUUCAUGAAAAUGGAUUGACUUAUAUAGAUUCUACUUUGGAUCCAAUUUGGUUAACAAUUCGUGAUUAUUAUAAAAUAAAGGAUAAGUCAUCUUAUAAUGGUGAAUCAUCUUUGAUAUCAUUUUGUGCAGAUAAUCUACUUUCACGUUCUGGUGGGGAAGGAAAUCGCUGUCGAUUUCUCUACUAUACAAAUAGUGUUGUCAAAAAUAUGGUAUCGACAAAUAAGGAAAGAGGAUUGAAAAUAGUCAACACUGGUGUCCGAAUAUUUUCCUCAGUUGAAGAUAAACAAUUUGAAGGAUAUCGUUUAUUACAAGAUGGAAUUGAAGUAGCUGAUGCUUUUAUACCCUUAUCAAGCGGUCGUCGUGUUCGUCUCACGUCAAAUGAAUAUUGUGAUUUAGUGUUACUUUUAAAGUAUGAGAUGCCAUUGUUAAGUCUUAUGACUGAAUCAACUCGUCGUCAAUGUGAAAAUCUAUCACCUGGUCCAAUUUUAAUUGAUUACACACCUAAUGUUACUGACUUCAUAAGUGAUGAUGAAUCGUGGACAUGUGAUAGUUUACCUCGUUGCAGACUUGUAUUUUCUGGUUGGCGUGGAGCUAAAAGCAUACGACAUUAUAUCGGACGUUUUGAACGAUUACAUUUCAUGAGACUAGCCAACAUUGAACCUAGUCCGUGUAUCAUGGGACACACCGCUAAGGAAUUAGUAGCUCACGUAAAUUCUGAAUUCAAUGAAGAUGUUGAAUGAUUGGUUCAUUUGUACACUAUAUCUGUGAUCAAUGUUAUGUACCAAUUUUUACUAAUCAAGAUACACGAACUUAUGGAAAUAAAUCUAGAGAUGUUUUUUAUCUUUAUAUGAGAUUUAUUAUGAACAAAGGUCUCUGCUUGAUA